AUGGCAGACCGCGAACGAUCCAGAAGCCCCCAGCCUCCGGGCUCGAGCGACGGCCGCGCGCCCAACCCCUAUGCCUCCGCGAGCAAGUGGCGUCACCAAGAGUCAUCCGCCUUUGCCAAACACGCCGCCCAGCACGCCCAGCACGCCCAGCACGCCCAGCAGGCGGCCGAUGCGCGCGAAGAUGCUGCCGCUGGUCGCACAAGCGAGCUGGCUGACUUUAUCAACAAGUCCUCCCGCGUCGAGCCACCCGCCGACCGCCCCGUCACCGCCGGUGGGGGCUACAAGCCGAUUCUCGAGGCCGCCGGACAUGCCAAGGAUGGCGCAGAGCCCGAACGAGACGCCGAGGACGGUCGCGGUGAGCCCAGCGACGGCAGGGAGAUUGUCUGCGGUCCUCUGCUCAACUACCGCCGCAUGGAGCGCGGACGAUGGUACGGGAGCGUCCUGAUCGUCAUCAAGGGCGGCGGUCCGGACGUCCUCUUCAAGCCGUCCCUCGUGAUGCGACGAGUAGGCGCUGCCGGAGGACUCCCUGCAGUGGACGGACAGGCCAAUGGCGGCGGCGAGGUUGGCGGCGAGAAUGGCGACAUGCGCUUCGAGUCCCAGCGUCUCUACUCGGACGCGCGCAACACCUUCUGGGCCUUUGAUAUCGACGCGCCCAUUGAGGCGACCGAGGUCCAAUACGAAUACUCUGUGCCCGACAUGCGCUUCAGCAGCCAACACAAGCCGCGUACCAACAACUUCUUCAUCCCUGCCGAGGACGAGUCGAUGCGCAUCAUGUUCCACUCGUGCAACGGGUUCAGCGUCGGCACGGACGAGGACGCCUGGAGCGGCGCUGCCCUGUGGAACGACGUGAUCCGCAAGCACCAGGCUAGGCCGUACCAUGUCAUGCUUGGCGGAGGCGACCAGAUCUACAACGACGGCAUCCGCGUCGAAGGCCCGCUGUAUCCAUGGGCCAAUAUCGGGAAUCCCCAGAAGCGCAGAGACUUUCCUUUUCCGGAGAAGCUCCGCGCCGAGUGCGACGACUACUAUCUCAAGAACUACAUCCGAUGGUACAACACGGAGCCGUUCUCUUCGGUCAACGGACAGAUCGCCCAGGUGAACAUUUGGGACGACCACGAUAUCAUCGAUGGCUUCGGCUCGUACACGGAUCACUUCAUGCGCUGUGACGUCUUCCGUGGCAUUGGAGGUGUCGCACACAAGUACUACAUGCUUUUCCAGCAUCACCUGCCGCCGCCCGCCUCGACGUACACCACAGAUUCCGCCGCUCUUGCCGAGUCGACACAGGGACCGGAUCCCAACCAGAUGGUCGGCGCCUUUGUCGCCGAGCCGAAGAGCGAUCCGUCGUACAUUGUGGGCGCAAAGCCUGGACCCUAUGUCGCCGAGCAUUCGUUCAACAUCUUCACGCGACUUGGCGCCCGCAUGGCGCUCAUGGGUAUCGAUGCCCGUGUCGAGCGCACGCGCCACCAGAUCAACUAUCCCGAGACCUACGAUCUCAUCUUCAAGAGGGUGUACGAUGAGCUUCGUGCCGCGGCCGCCUCGGACAAGCCCAUCACGCAUCUCAUUGUACUGCUGGGCAUUCCCAUUGCAUACCCCCGUUUGACUUGGCUCGAGAACGUGCUGCGCAGCCCCCUCGCGGGCCCUAUGAAGCUGAUGCACAAGCGCUUCGGCGUGGGUGGCGCCCUCUUCAACCAAUUCGACGGCAACUUUGAUCUGCUGGACGACCUCGACGACCACUACACCGCCAGGGUACACAAGGCGGAACGCAGCAUGCUGAUUCACAGGCUGCAGGAGGUCGGUUCCGAGUUCUCGUGCCGCGUCACCAUCCUUGGAGGUGACGUCCACCUAGCUGCCCUGGGCCGCUUCUACUCGAACCCCAAGCUCAAGAUCCCCGCGGAGCAGGACCACCGCUACAUUGCCAAUGUCGUCUCGUCGGCCAUUGUCAACAAGCCCCCGCCCCAGGCUGUUGCCAACCUGUUGGCCAAGAGGAACAAGAUCCACCAUCUGGACCACGACACGGAUGAGACCCUCCUCGACAUGUUCAACAAGGAUCCGGGCGACUCGAGCAAGACGUCUGGCUCCAAUCGCUGCACCAUGCCCAGCCGCAACUUUGCGUCCAUUACCGAGAACUCACCCAACAACCAGCCCAUGGCCGGCUCGAACGGCGGGACCACCAAUGUCAACGGCGCAAGCGAGACGGGCGGCGAGGCUGCUCCCCAGUCAUUCAUCGGCAAGGACGGGCACUCUGUACUGCACCAAGGCGAAGUCGGCUCUGGCACCAAGCACAAGGCGGCCUCCAUCGAGACCCAUGGCCGCGGCAACGAUGGCAGUCUGGACGUGCGCAUCAACAUUGAGAUUGACCCGUCGAACCGUCAAGGCCUGACGGAGGGGUACGGCCUGAGCAUCCCCCUGCUCGCGUAUCAGAAGCCUACGACGCCGGCGUCCGCGGCUCCCGCUGGCUCCGUCCACAGCGCAGCACAAUAG
Messenger RNA from Emericellopsis cladophorae, 2478 nucleotides. RefSeq lists its product as uncharacterized. Gene Ontology annotation, cellular component: membrane. Lineage: Eukaryota; Fungi; Ascomycota; Sordariomycetes; Hypocreales; Bionectriaceae. Bases 1 to 2478 code for a protein of 825 amino acids. The record is from RefSeq and is a predicted model, not a curated record. The transcript is spliced from 4 exons.